Messenger RNA from Psylliodes chrysocephalus, 1570 nucleotides. The record is from the annotation of a GenBank genome assembly. Lineage: Eukaryota; Metazoa; Arthropoda; Insecta; Coleoptera; Chrysomelidae.
UUUUUAUGACGAAUGACGGCUUUGACUUUGACAGUUUGACGUCAUUUGUUUACGCAUUGCACUGACUAGUCUAUUCUGCGAAAAGGAUAAAAAUAAACUAAUUCAAGAAUUUAAUCAAAUUGUGCAAUCGUCAGUAGUCAGUGGUGUAAAUAAAAGUAACCUCAAAGUCUCCAAAAAUCAUAAUUUGAAUAAAUACACAAUGAGUCAGUUCGCAUCGACAUUGCCCAACAGGCAAUUCCUUUGGGAUGUAUUUCAAAGAGUCGAUCGAGAUAGAAGCGGAUUUAUCAAUGCAGACGAACUUGGAUCCGCCCUUUCAAAUGGAACUUGGAGUCCUUUUAAUCCUGAAACUGUUAGAUUAAUGAUAGGAAUGUUUGACAGACACAACAGAGGACAAGUAAGUUUCGAAGACUUUGGUGCUCUGUGGAAAUACGUAACAGACUGGCAGAACUGCUUCAGAUCGUUCGAUAGAGACAAUUCCGGCAAUAUCGAUAAAGAAGAAUUAAAAACGGCUUUAGUAUCAUUCGGAUAUAGAAUUUCUGAUAAUCUUAUUAAUAUACUCGUAAGAAAAUUUGAUAGGCACGGAAACGGGACGAUACUUUUCGAUGAUUUUAUUCAAUGCUGUAUCGCAUUGUAUACUCUUACUUCAUCAUUCAGACAAUUUGAUACGGACCAAGAUGGAUACAUAACUAUUCACUAUGAACAGUUUUUAACUAUGGUAUUCAGCUUGAAAGUUUAAUGACCUUUCAGUAAAAUAAAUGUGCUACAAUAAUUAUAUUAAACUCAAAAUGUUCUUUCUUGAAGCAUGUUUAAUGUGGAAUAACUUUUUCAAUAGUUAGUAUUUCCAUGUAUACAUUUUUCUGAUAAAUAUUUCUGAAGAAAGAGAUUGGAUAACGAAUCAGAAGUUACUACCUCAGUAUUUGUUUUCAAAAGUUUUUUGUUUAUGUAGAUUGAUGUCUAAGUUAAUAAAUUCUUGUGUCAAAUUUUGUAAAUCAUAUAAAAUUAUUUAAUAUGAAAUAUUUGUGUCAAAAAAAUGGUAAGUAGCAUUUAUGAGUCUGUGAUUUGUUGAUUCUCUGCUAAUAAUCUUAUUUUGAUAAAUAUUCUCGCUAAUCUUUGACAAAAUAAAGGAUGGAGAUUGGUCAUUGUAUGAAUAUUUUUAUUAUAUUUCCUUAUAUCAGCAAAUAAUUUAUUGUUAAUUUUCCCAUUUUGAUAGAAUAGAGAUGAAUAUAUUAGAAAUGUAAAUCGCUCAAUAUUAAUCUAAUAGGAAGAUUGUUUAUUUUUUCUCUUAGCUUUUUCACUUAAAGUACAUUUUUUUUGACAAAUAUUUUCUAGUAAUGUUUAAUAUUUAUUAAGUCCAGUUCAGUAGAGACUGUAAAAGUUGUGUAAUGACAUAAUUCUAUUGUAAAUAUCCUGUUUAUUAUUGAAUUUUAAAUUUUGGUUAAGGAAUAAGUGUUCUAAAGAUAAAUGUGAACUUUUAUAUUAAUGUUAAUUAGUGUGUAUAAUUAUUUCCAUCUUUUAUAAUACAUAUUUUUGUAAUCUUUAAGCUUUUAUUAUCGAUAAAUGUUUAAAACUA